Molecule: messenger RNA, 436 nt
Organism: Rubroshorea leprosula
Lineage: Eukaryota; Viridiplantae; Streptophyta; Magnoliopsida; Malvales; Dipterocarpaceae
Source: the annotation of a GenBank genome assembly
AUUGAUUCAAUCCUGAAACAACAAGAAAAGAAUGGGUGACCCUAAUGUUGUUCUAGUCACUGGAUGCGCUAUAGGCGGCAUAGGUUAUGAGUAUUGCAAGGCACUUGCGGAGCAAAACUGCCCUGUCUUUGCCUCCGACAUCCCCCAACGCAUACAGGACAUGUUAGAUCUCAGCUCAGAUAAAACUGAGACGCUAGAGCUUGAUGUUACAUCUGAUGAAAGUGUUUCAUCAGCGGUAAACACGGUUAUAUCCAAGUCUGGUCGUCGCAUAGAUGUUCUGAUCAAUAAUGCCUGUAUAGGAAGUACUGGUCCGUUGGCAGAGCUUUCGCCAGACACGAUUAGGGAAGCGUGGGAGAUUAGGCCCUGUUUGGUGCAGUUUGUGGAAAGGAUUUCUUGAUUUCAAAAGUGCAAGUUGCACUAAAUAUUACAAUUAGUG